AUGAGCCAACACGAGUGGAAUCAGGCCCCUGAGGGCUUACGCUGUGCUCCUCCUGUAUGGGUAGCAGAAGAGACAAAGCUCAGCCUUCUGUGGAGCUUACUUAUUCUAGCAGUCUCCAGUGAAGGUUCUCUGGUGCCUGAUAGUGCCGGUCCACUGGCCUUCUUGCAUCAGUGGAAGCUGAAACAUUAUGAUGUUAUUGUAGGUGUUUUGUCAGCUCGACAUAAUCACGAACUGCGCACUGUUAUAAGGAACACUUGGCUCAAGCACCUGAAACAACAUCCUGCACUAAGCCAACGUGUCCUUGUGAAGUUUAUAAUAGGUGCGCAUGGAUGUGCUGUGCCAGUGGAGGAUAGAGAAGACCCCUACUCCUGCAAACUUCUGAACAUCAGUAACCCAGUUUUGAAUCAGGAAAUUGAAGCAUUCAGUCUCCCUGAGGAUGUACCUUCUGUGCUAUCUGAAGACAGAAUUGUCAGUGUGAACUUUCGUGUACUUUACCCCAUUGUCAUUACCCGUCUUGGAGUAUUUUAUGAGGCUGAUGGGGUGGGAUUCCAGAGGAACAUCACUGUAAAACUGUACCAGGCAGAACAUGAGGAAGCUCUCUUCAGUGCUCGCUUUAGUCCACCAAGCUGUGGAGUGCAAGUGAACAGAUUGUGGUACAAGCCCGUAGAACAGUUCAUUUUGCCAGAGAGUUUUGAAGGUACCAUUGUUUGGGAAAGCCAGGAUCUUCAGGGCCUUGUUUCAAGAAACCUUCAUAAAGUCACAGUGAAUGAUGGAGGGGGUGUUUUCAGGGUCAUUACAUUGGGCUUCUCCUGUUGUCUCAGAGGGAAAGGUUGCUUUGCCUGGGAAAAGGACAAGGGCAUGCAAAAAGUUAUGCUACAGGCAGGGGAAGGGUCACUGCCACAUGAACUCACAGAAGGUGUGGAGGGAAUAGCAGGUGGCUUUAUCUACACUAUUCAAGAAGGUGAUGCUCUUUUAAAAAGCCUCGAUACUCGCCCAGAAAGGUUUACAAGCCACAUCAAAAAUCUUGAGAAAGAAGAUGCUUUGUUGAAGGAAGAAAGCAGUACCUAUGAUGAUAUUGUUUUUGUAGAUGUUAUUGACACUUACAGAAAUGUUCCAGCCAAACUGCUGAACUUCUACCGAUGGACAGUUGAAUCAACGAGUUUUGAUUUGUUGCUGAAGACAGAUGAUGACUGUUACAUUGAUUUGGAGGCUGUUUUUAACAGGAUAAUGCAGAAAAAAAUGGACAGGCCAAACAUUUGGUGGGGAAAUUUCAGACUAAAUUGGGCAGUUGAUCGAACUGGGAAAUGGCAAGAGCUGGAGUACCCGAGUCCUGCGUAUCCAGCCUUUGCUUGUGGGUCUGGCUACGUCAUCUCCAAAGACAUUGUUCAGUGGCUGGCAAGCAACUCUGAAAGAUUAAAGACAUACCAGGGUGAAGAUGUGAGUAUGGGCAUCUGGAUGGCAGCUGUCGGACCCAAGCGAUAUCAAGAUAGUCUCUGGUUGUGUGAGAAGACAUGUGAGAGUGGCAUGCUCUCUUCCCCCCAGUACUCCCCACAGGAACUCAGAGCACUCUGGAGAUUAAAGGAACUGUGUGGAGAUCCUUGUAGAUGUGAGGAAAGAUGAUGGACUUGCCUUGCAAAACAGGGUUGUAUAUCAUGAUCAUGGAAAAGUGUACAUUUGGAUUCAUUCUUGGAACAAUAAGGAAUAUUAAGCUAUCUUUUAAUGUUGGGUUUCAACUAAAGUACAACAAUAUUUGCACAUCCCUUUUGAUAAUUACAAGUGGACUGAUAUUAUUCAUUUUCUAUAGUAUAGAUGUUGACCUGACAAAAACCAAAAUGUUUAAGAUAAAAAAUUUCCUUUUUAUAUGAAGUCAAAGACCUACUUGUAAUUAAUAAAUGCACAUAAGAAUGCCAACUAGCCUGUCUUUUGUAAGUUAAAAUACUACUGAUUUAACUCAGUCUAGAGCUGUACCAGGAUCGAGGGGAGAGCUGUGCUCAGCACCAGGGCAUCUGGUAAGUCUUGCUGCAAGCAGGAUUGGUGCUGUCUGAGGGGCUGCCCUCAUCUGUGCAGGGGCUGGAACAGCUGCGGUUAGGAUUUAUGUUUAGUCUUUAUACCAUUGUCAUAUUAGAUAAAAACAGUAUCAAAGUUUGCUUAUACCAAAUCUUGAAGUACUGCAGACUUGGCUUGAUUAGGAGGGAUUUCUGAUAACACAAUGAGCUAUCAGAUACGAAUCUGAGGGUACACAAGUGAAUGUAAAAUAAGACUGAGGAAUGGCACACUGAAGAAUGUAAAAUAACUAGAAAUGCCUUGCAGGAUGCUGAGAACUUAUUUAUACUGUGGUAUGUUAACGCUGUAGGAUAGAAUAAAGGUCUGUCAGAUUUUGAUCUUAAAUAGUCUAGGGCUGUGUAGUUACUUCUGUUUUACUCUUGUUUGCUUUAAGGCCUUUGGAAGUAGGUAAAAACAAAAAGUGCAAGUAGCCUCUUUCAGUGCAGCACUAAUUUUGUCCUGUUAUAAUCAGAGAGAUCACAACUAAAUCAUGUACUCAGUUCAGUAAAACAAAAUCUCACCACAGCAGUGGGAAGGUAGUACAAAAUCUUGGCAAAAUGGUUACCUUGAGUUUUAUUUAAUUGAAGCAUUUGAGCACUGUUUGGUAUCUCUCACGUAAGACAGUUCAGCCAAAAGCAAAUGCUUUCAUGGAGACUAGUAAGUUUAGGAUCUGAAAGUAAUAUUGUAUAGCCCUCUGGUGCCAUGUAUGAAAUUCAUGUUCUCCUGUAGGUGUGUUCAGGUGCGGGCUGUCCGUACUAUCUCUGGGUCAUCUGUAAUUCUUUGGCAGUUCCAGUGGUGGCUUUUCUUUCAGUCUAUCAUGAGAGUCCCUUCUUACCACCGUACUAACACACAGUCUCCAUUUUCUAUUGAGUAAAACUGCAAAGGCUUUAAGUCAUUGUCUAGUUCAACUUCUUUUCCUUCCAGCUAGAAUAAGAAAGGAAAAACACCUGAUCAGACAAACUGAAAUCUGUUCAUAUAAACCAAAUAUAGAGCAGACAGUUAUAGUCAGGGAUGACCUGUCAUACUACAGGAAUGAAAUUAGGUUCUAAAUUACAGCAUGAAGACUGACCUCUGUAAGUGAAAUUAUUUGAUUAGGCAGUAUUUUAGAACAUGCUAUUGACCUGUAGCAGCAUGCAGUAUUUUGUCACUGAAUUACCCAUUUUUAACUCACUUUAGAACUUUCAUAGGACAAUUUCAGUUCUGAACCAGGAAUUUUAAGUAGGCGAUACAGCAAUCCUUUGACCCUCUGAAUAGUCAUAGACUCUGUCAAGGGGAAAGAAAGAAAAGUUAUUAGAAAAAUGCUGCUACUACUGAGCUGUAGCAAAGUACUAGUGUUUCAACUGUACUUGCUUAUAGCGACAGCAAAAGGCUGUAUUGCUGCUUCAGUUCUAACACUGCAAUAAUGUCUUUUGUACCUGAAACCAUAACUGCUAAUGUCAAAUUGAAAAUGGUUUAAUCUCUAGCAGAGAGAACAGGAUAUGCUACUACAGUUUAAGCGCUUUGAUCCCAUAUACCAAACUGAAGUGUUACAGCUUCAUAAUUCAGCUUUUUUGAGUUUGUAUUUAGAUGUUAAACUAAGUGACCUUUGGGACACAUACCAGUCAGGUUCUGAUUACUUGCAUCUGGCAACUGUUCCUUGAAGUUUUCAUUACCAGGAAUUGGCUUUCCCGGCACAGUGUCACUGUGGAGCUAGUGCCAUUCUUAGAAGUGGUAUUUACAUUGGUUAGUCCAAAACAAAUUGCCAGCAGAGUUGUAGAGUGGCUUAUAAUAUAAAGUCAGUUACAUGAAGGGAUAUUUUUUGUAAUGGAUCUUGAAUGAGCAAGUGUAGUUUGUUCUGGAGGUGAUACCUGCGUUUGCAAUAGAUAUACUCAAUAUUUUGGUUGAACUUUCACUUCUUUUGAAGCUUUAUCUAAAGGCACAGCAAUAGUGAGUUAUUCCUGUAAUACCACACAUUGUACUUAUACAAAUAUUUUUCUAUCAAACAUUUUUGUAAAAGCUGUAUCUAUCUGAUUUUAUGCAACUUGUGAUAAUAAAUGUGAUUUUUAUUUUAGAAUAAA
This is a messenger RNA of Athene cunicularia (burrowing owl), 4100 nucleotides long. It is a transcript of the gene B3GALNT2, whose product is annotated as beta-1,3-N-acetylgalactosaminyltransferase 2. The transcript has 14 exons. NCBI's taxonomy places the organism in Eukaryota, Metazoa, Chordata, Aves, Strigiformes, Strigidae. Bases 1 to 1620 code for a protein of 539 amino acids. The record is from RefSeq and is a predicted model, not a curated record. Gene Ontology annotation, molecular function: hexosyltransferase activity. Gene Ontology annotation, cellular component: membrane.